Molecule: messenger RNA, 1822 nt
Organism: Cornus florida
Lineage: Eukaryota; Viridiplantae; Streptophyta; Magnoliopsida; Cornales; Cornaceae
Product: cytochrome P450 736A117-like
Exons: 2
Coding region: 109-1647 (512 amino acids)
Molecular function (GO): monooxygenase activity; iron ion binding; heme binding
Source: RefSeq, a predicted model, not a curated record
AAAAUUUUUAUUUGACUGAAAUUUAACGGGCAUGCUGAUACGGGAGGUCAGAGCUAAAUAAGCGUUGGUGAACACACAAAAACAAAUCUGUCUAGUUUUCUGAAUCUGAUGGAGCAGCUAUUGACUUCAUUUCUUCUGCACCCAUAUUUCUUCUCUGGGCUUCCUUUAUUAUUCAUAGCGUUCCUCAUCAAGAAAUGGCUCCUCAAUACUUCUACUAUCAACAAACACCUACCACCUUCACCACCAAAGCUCCCAAUUAUAGGGAACUUCCACCAACUGGGCUCGCUCCCUCACCAUCCACUCCGAUCUUUAGCUCAAAGAUAUGGCCCUCUCAUGCUGCUUCACUUCGGCAGCACGCCGACACUGGUCGCUUCGUCCGCUGACGCUGCUCGAGAGAUCAUGAAAACACAUGAUAUUGUCUUCUCAAACAGGCGGAAAUCUAUCAUAGCUAAACGGCUUCUCUACGAUUACAAGGAUGUAUCCAUGGCACCUUAUGGUGAAUUCUGGAGGCAGAUGAAAAGCAUUUUUGUGCUCCAGCUUCUAAGUAAUAGAAGAGUUCAAUCUUUUCACUUUGUCAAAGAAGAAGAAACAGCCCUCCUGAUGAAGAAGAUGGAAGAAUCAUAUUCUUCAUCCUCGCCAUUGAAUUUAAGUGAAAUGUUCACGCUGCUAACGAAUGAUGUGGUAUGCAGGGCUGCUUUUGGGAGGAAGUACAGUGGAUGGGGAGAUGGGAAGAAGUUUAUGCGGCAAUUGAAGGAGUUCUUGGGGUUGUUAGGCAGCUUUGAUGUUGGGGACUUCAUUCCAUGGCUUGGAUGGAUCAAUCAUGUCACUGGUCUUUAUGCCAAAGUGGACAGAGUUGCAAAAGAGAUUAAUGAAUUCCUGGAGCAAGUAGUUGAAGAGCGUAUGAAUGUCCUGAAAAGGAAGAGUAAUGGCGAUGAGAGAGUUGAAGACGAAGACAGCGAGGAUUUCCUAGAUAUUUUGCUUAGGAUCCAUAAAGACAAUAGUGCUGUUGAUAGAGAUUGCAUCAAAGCUCUCAUCUUGAACAUCUUUUCUGCUGGAACUGAUACCACCUCUGCAGUCCUAGAAUGGGCAAUGACAGAGCUAUUAAGACACCCAGGAGUCAUGAAUAAAGCGCAAAAUGAAGUGAGAGAGAUUCUUAAAGGCAAACCAGACAUAACAGCUGAUGAUCUGGAGGAAAUGUACUACCUUAAAGCAGUGAUAAAAGAAACUCUUCGUUUGCAUCCUCCUCUCACGGUACACGGACGUGAAGCGAGCGAAGAUGUCAGAGUAAUGGGCUAUGACAUUCCAGCCGGAACAAUGGUUAUUAUCAAUGCUUGGGCAAUCGGAACAGACCCCAUGACAUGGGUUGAACCUGAAGUGUUUCAUCCUGAAAGGUUCUUGAAUUCUUCUAUAGAUUUCAGAGGGCAUGACUUUGAAUUGAUUCCAUUUGGAGCUGGCAGGAGAGGCUGCCCAGGAAUCUCCUUUGCAAUGGCCACCAAUGAGUUUGUGUUAGCAAAUCUCGUGCACAAGUUCAAUUGGGCAUUGCCUGGUGGAGCCAGGGCAGAACAUCUGGACAUGACUGAAUGCCCUGGUGUAACAUUCCGCAGAAGAAUACCUCUCCUUGCUGUUGCAACUCCAUGUUCUUGCUAGUGUAAUCCGUGACAUUGUCAUGUUUGUUGCAUGUUUCUUGUUUUCGAGAAUAAAACAUAUUUAGAGUGAGUGUGUGUAAAUAUAGACCAAGUAGUCUUAGCUUAAAGCAUUAUUGGAUUGUGAAUUAGAUAAUAUGAACUAAAGACUUUCAAAAAAAACUCUCUCACUUCUCACA